AUGCGAUCGCAGGUCUGUGCUGGGGCAGGGGGGAUGCUCGGCCGGGCAGCUCUGGCUGAGGCCGCUGUGCCCCAGCUGGGCCCGCAGCUGCCCCCGCGGCUGACGCAGCACCCGCUGCCCCCGCGGCUGACGCAGCAGCCCUGGCACCUGCUCUACUCCACCGCCCGGGACGGCUUCAGCCUGCGGACCCUGUACCGGAGCGGGGCCCGGCCGGACUCCCCGGCCCUGCUGCUCAUCAGGGACACGGAGGCGCAGGCCUUCGGUGCCUUCUCCGCCAGCGCCAUUCGCAGCAGCAGCGGCUUCUACGGCACCGGGGAGACCUUCCUGUUCUCCUUCUGCCCCGAGCUGAAGGUGUUCAGGUGGACGGGCAGGAACGACUUCUUCGUGAAAGGGGAUGUGAAUCUUCUGAUGGUCGGUGGGGGCAGCGGAAGGUUUGGGCUGUGGCUGGACGGGGACCUGCACCGCGGGGGCAGCCAGCCCUGCGAGACUUUCGACAACGAGACCCUCUCACAGCGGGAGGAGUUCUGCAUCCAGGACCUGGAAAUGUGGGGUCUGGCCUGACCCCAGCAAAGACGCAGAAGGAAAAAGGUGCCGGAGAGGGGAUGAUUGGACUGGUGUUGAGCACAGCUGUUCCCUGACAGCACCUGGAGAGCCUGUGGGAUGCUACCAGCCUUACCUCUCCUCCUUUCACCUGUUCCCAAUAAUAUCAGCCGGUGGGGGCAGCGUGACUGGAAAAAACAGCAGUGGGGUCUCAGGCCUGCAGUCGCUGCCCUGUGUCUGGGGAGCCCAGAGUGUGUGCAUGGGCCCACAGUGGCAUAAAAACUAAAACCCAGGCAUCAUUUGCACAAGUAACCCUAAACCUAACUCUAACCUUGCUGCAACCCUAAUCCCAAGCCCAACCCCCGUAGCUGGGAUGAGGCAGAGCUGGACACGGCAGGGCCCCACACGGAGGAGCUCCGAGAGCUUGUAGGACUGAGCAAGCCCAGGCAGCCUCUGCCCCCGGGGCAGCUCUGGCAGUGCUGGGGUCAGCACAGUCACCAUUCCUCAAUAAACUUCUGGCCUCGUCCUUGCC
This is a messenger RNA of Ficedula albicollis (Collared flycatcher), 1072 nucleotides long. RefSeq names its product TBC/LysM-associated domain containing 2 (gene TLDC2). The record is from RefSeq and is a predicted model, not a curated record. NCBI's taxonomy places the organism in Eukaryota, Metazoa, Chordata, Aves, Passeriformes, Muscicapidae. Bases 1 to 561 code for a protein of 186 amino acids. Gene Ontology annotation, cellular component: nucleus. The transcript is spliced from 5 exons. Gene Ontology annotation, biological process: response to oxidative stress.